Molecule: messenger RNA, 867 nt
Organism: Acaulospora morrowiae
Lineage: Eukaryota; Fungi; Glomeromycota; Glomeromycetes; Diversisporales; Acaulosporaceae
Source: the annotation of a GenBank genome assembly
AUGGCGUCCUUCGUUGACUUGCCGCAUAUAUACAACUUAUCUGUAAACAAGUUUCACAAUUUUCACGAACGCGAGGGCUUACGAAAAUUUGCGUUGCUAAACAACUUUUUAUACACCAAAUUUGAAGCCCUAGAACAAGAGCCUUUUGAAUGGUCGGAGGAGGAAGUCAAAAAGGAUGAAAUGAAUUGGUUUGAUGCUUGCCUGGAUAGCCUUGACGAAGAAGAGAACGGCUACGUCUACAUCAAACUAAUGAACAAGGACGAUGCGAUGGAACUCGAGGGACAAGAUUCCGACAUACAUCUCACCGAAGACAUAAUAAUACCUGAGGAUCUUCUUCACCUACCAUACUUCGUUCCAGACACUGUUCACAUGGCGAUCGACCAAGAAGAGGAAGAAACAUUUGCUGAAACCUACGAAACCGUGGAUACGAAUCCCGAAGGGGUUGAACUGAAAAAAGACGAAGACAUAAACAUGGUCGACUACUCUGACACAUCAUCGGACACCGAGAGAUCCUUUCACCCUUACUGGAAAGACAAUAGUAUAAUAGCUUCAUCUCCUGCGGAUUUUUGCCGUCCGUUCCCUAACUCCAAUGGUAUGCCACGUUUGUUCCAAAGGUAUCGACUGGGUCGGGAUGACUUUAUCAUGAAACCACUUGACUCUCGUGCCGUCUUAGGUCUGUUGGACCACAAGAGAUCGAAAGAUGACCUUGACAUUCUUUGCUCGUUCGCUCCCAGGGACCUAGAUCAAGGUGCCCUGAUGGACGUAAUUAGCAUGUUGGAAUGCCGUGGUGAAAAAAAGAAUGAUGAUUCGAAAAAAAACCCACCCCUGUCGUCGCUAGAAGAUGAUAAGAUAUGGUUCAUUCGUUGA